Messenger RNA from Eufriesea mexicana, 527 nucleotides. RefSeq lists its product as uncharacterized. The transcript has 2 exons. Bases 70 to 375 code for a protein of 101 amino acids. The record is from RefSeq and is a predicted model, not a curated record. NCBI's taxonomy places the organism in Eukaryota, Metazoa, Arthropoda, Insecta, Hymenoptera, Apidae.
UAUAAAAGGGCAAACCUUACACUUGAAAGCUACAGAAGGAACUUCGAAGUCACAGUAAAACCGUGCAACAUGUUUAUCAAGUUUAUUCUCAUCUGCUCGAUGUUUAGCUUCGUUUGUGCACGAAGUAUCGAGAACGAAGUUCAGCUUUCAACCAUGUUCGCUGGCACUCGUUCUGACUCCGUCAUGGACACUAAUGAACCAACCAUUACCGAAGAAGAAUGCGUUCUUCAAGUGCGUCCUACACACGCAAGCCGAUCGGAUACACCAAUUACGAGCCACGAAUCGACGACACACACGGAAUCGUCACACCCCAAGAAAAGGGCAACAAAUUACAAGGAAGAUCGAACCGACUUACGACCUGGAUGUUGCCGGUAAACGAUUAGGUGAAUAAUCACGUUUCAACGAAUGGUAGAUAGUAAUUAAAUGCAUACUACAAAUACCGUUUCAUCUUUUCGUCUUCUUCCACGAUGAGAUAGCAAAUGAAAUAAAUAAUGAAUGGCUAUAAAGCCGUACAAGUAUGAUCAGAA